CAUAAGUACAAAUUUGGAUUCUUCUCCACACAAGAUAACUAUUGUCAUAAACCAUGAAGAUCACAUCAUUCCUCUUCCUCUUCCUCUUCCUCCGAACCAACGCCCAAAACCCCUCCGACGCCGCCCAACGAUCCACUUCCGACGCCAUCAGCAACUUCCAACCCAGCCUCGCCGUCGUCAUCUCCAUGCUCGCCGUCAUGUUCUCCCUCACUCUCUUCAUCCUCCUCUACGCCAAGCUCUGCCACCACCCCUCCACCACCACCACCACCACCGCCGCAGCCGCAGCCCUCCCCCUCUCCGCCCCCGGCCUCGAAAAAUCCCUCAUCGAAUCCCUUCCCUUCUUCCGCUUCUCCUCCCUCCUCGGCUCCCGUGCGGGCCUGGAAUGCGCCGUCUGCCUCGCCAAAUUCGACGACGCGGACGUCCUCCGCCUCCUCCCCAAAUGCAACCACGCCUUCCACAUCGCCUGCAUCGACCAGUGGCUCGAGAAAAACUCCACCUGCCCCCUCUGCCGCCGCCACGUCACCGCCGGCGACCUCUCCGCCAGUCUCCGAUUCCUGCAGAAUCCGGCGCCUGCCCCGGAUUCCAAUCUCGAGCUCUACGUGGAGAGAGAGGAGAGCCGCCAUGGAUCCUCCAGAUUCUGCAUUGACGAGGAGGAGGAAGAGACGCCGAUGCAUAGAUUGAACCACAAGAUUGUGGUGCUGAAGAGCCGGUGGAGCAACGUGAGCUCCUCGGACAUCAUGCUGCUCAACUCGGCGGAGGGGGAGGAGAGAAAAUUAGGGCUUGAAUCGGGCUCGCGAAAUCCUGAUGAAAAGAGAUCCAUGUCGGAAAUCGUGGUUCAUCCAAGAUUCCAUGAAGAAGUUAAUGUGAGGGAGGAGACAAGGAGAAGGAUUUGGCUCCCGAUUGCAAGAAAAACAGUGGAGUGGUUUGCAAGUAGAGAGAUAAGAUCAUCUCCACAGCCUCAACAAUUCAGGUCAUCAUAAUUUACCACCACUAUAUAUACAUGAAGAUUCUCCUAGGAUAUGUUGUUUUAGUUUUACUGUUUGUUUCUCACAUAAGAUAUACGUACCAUUUUUUACAUGAAAGAGUCAACGGAACCUCCAAAUACAUUAGCAUUUUUAUUUGUUAAAUAGUGUUAGGCAUAGCUGAUUAUAAAGUGGAGUAUUUUCUUUUUAAG
This is a messenger RNA of Salvia splendens (bonfire salvia), 1174 nucleotides long. Its product is annotated as E3 ubiquitin-protein ligase ATL42. Bases 54 to 980 code for a protein of 308 amino acids. The transcript has a single exon. The record is from RefSeq and is a predicted model, not a curated record. NCBI's taxonomy places the organism in Eukaryota, Viridiplantae, Streptophyta, Magnoliopsida, Lamiales, Lamiaceae.